AUGGAUGAUGGAUAUAGAAACACAAACCUCUAUCAAGGGGGCAGGGAGGCAAACCAAGUCUCAGAUGACUACAGGUACCAGGAUGGUAACUAUGAAGGGUAUGCACCCAAUGACGGCUACUAUCGUGGCGGGGAUGAGCCCGCUCCUGAAGAAGAUGCCCAGAGUGAUGUUACAGAAGGCCAUGAUGAAGACGAUGAGGUCUAUGAGGGGGAGUACCAAGGGAUCCCGCACCCAGAUGACAUUAAAGAAAAGCAGAAGCGAGCUCCUGCCGUGGCUGAUGAGUACAGAGACCAUGCUGACCUUAUGGCAGAGAGGAUGGAGGACGAGGAGCAACUUGCCCACCAGUACGAGAACAUCAUUGAGGAGUGUGGCCACGGACGCUUCCAGUGGACCCUCUUCUUUGUUUUAGGGUUGGCACUGAUGGCAGAUGGGGUGGAGGUGUUUGUGGUUGGAUUUGUUCUUCCCAGUGCUGAGAAGGAUAUGUGCUUAUCCAGUUCGAACAAAGGGAUGCUAGGCUUGAUAGUCUACUUAGGAAUGAUGGUGGGGGCUGUCAUGCUGGGCGGCCUCGCUGAUAAACUGGGAAGAAAGAAAUGUCUCAUCAUAUCACUUGCAAUCAACGCUGCCUUCGCAUUCCUCUCCUCCUUCGUCCAGGGAUAUGGAUUUUUCCUCUUCUGCCGCCUUAUCUCGGGCCUUGGUAUUGGGGGAUCCCUCCCCAUCGUGUUUGCCUAUUUCUCUGAAUUCCUAUCUCGUGAGAAGAGGGGGGAACACCUGAGCUGGCUUUGCAUGUUCUGGAUGAUCGGUGGCAUUUUUGCUUCAGCAAUGGCUUGGAGCAUCAUCCCACAUUACGGCUGGGGGUUCAGUAUGGGAACCAAGUACCACUUCCACAGCUGGAGAGUCUUUGUACUUGUCUGCUCUCUGCCCUGUAUCGCCUCCCUGGUGGCACUGAAAUUCAUGCCUGAAAGCCCGCGUUUUUUGCUGGAGAUAGGUAAACAUGAUGAAGCCUGGAUGAUCCUCAAGCAAGUUCAUGACACCAACAUGCGGGCCAAGGGUGAGCCAGAGAGGGUGUUUACGGUUUCUUAUAUCAAAACUCCAAAGCAAGUAGAUGAAUUUAUUGAAAUCCAGAGCUCAACAGGGACCUGGUAUCAGCGGUGGCUGGUCAGAAUCACUACCACUUUCAAACAGGUCUGGGACAAUGUGCUAUAUUGUUUAACAGCCCAGUACAGGAUGAACACACUGAUGCUGGCUGUGGUUUGGUUUACAAUGGCCUUAAGUUACUAUGGCCUUAUUGUCUGGUUCCCUGAUAUGAUCCGGUAUCUCCAAGAAGAGGCAUAUGAAUCCCGAGUGAAGAUCUUUGAUGAGGAAGAAGUGUCACACUUCACCUUUAAUUUCACCCUGGAAAACCAGAUCCAUAGAAAUGGGGAAUACAGGAAUGAUAAAUUUAUCGGCAUGAAAUUCAAGGAAGUGAGAUUUGAGGAUUCAUUAUUUGAGGAAUGCUACUUUGAAGAUGUGACAUUCAGCGAGACCUUCUUCGAAAACUGCACCAUCAUCUCCACUGUCUUUCACAACACUGAUCUCUACGAACACAUAUUCAUCAACUGCAGGCUCAUAAACAGCACAUUUCUGAAGGAGAAGGAAGGCUGUCACCUGGACUUCGAGGAGGAAAAUGAUUUCCUGAUCUACCUGGUCAGCUUUCUGGGCAGCCUGUCUGUGCUGCCGGGCAACAUCAUCUCUGCAUUACUCAUGGACAAAAUAGGGAGGAUAAAGAUGAUCGGUGGCUCAAUGUUGAUCUCGGCAGUGUGCUGCUUCUUUCUCUUUUUCGGCAACAGCGAGUCGGCAAUGAUUGGCUGGCAGUGCCUUUUCUGCGGGGCCAGCAUUGCCGCCUGGAAUGCCCUGGAUGUGAUCACCGUGGAGCUCUACCCCACUGACAAAAGGGCAACGGCCUUUGGCAUCCUCAAUGGGCUUUGCAAGUUUGGUGCCAUCCUGGGGAACUCAAUCUUUGCCUCCUUCGUAGGGAUAACCAAAGUGGUUCCCAUCCUUCUGGCUUCCUCUGCUUUGGUUGGAGGUGGCCUGCUCGCUUUGCGCCUGCCAGAGACUCGAGAACAGGUCCUGAUGUGA
Messenger RNA from Aptenodytes forsteri (emperor penguin), 2115 nucleotides. It is a transcript of the gene SV2B, whose product is annotated as synaptic vesicle glycoprotein 2B. Lineage: Eukaryota; Metazoa; Chordata; Aves; Sphenisciformes; Spheniscidae. The record is from RefSeq and is a predicted model, not a curated record. The coding region runs from base 1 to 2115 and encodes 704 amino acids. The transcript has 12 exons. Gene Ontology annotation, cellular component: membrane. Gene Ontology annotation, molecular function: transmembrane transporter activity. Gene Ontology annotation, biological process: chemical synaptic transmission; transmembrane transport.